This is a messenger RNA of Phycomyces blakesleeanus NRRL 1555(-), 1146 nucleotides long. RefSeq lists its product as hypothetical. The record is from RefSeq and is a predicted model, not a curated record. The transcript is spliced from 9 exons. The coding region runs from base 1 to 1146 and encodes 381 amino acids. NCBI's taxonomy places the organism in Eukaryota, Fungi, Mucoromycota, Mucoromycetes, Mucorales, Phycomycetaceae.
AUGUCUAUCAGUCAAAUGAUACUAGCUGGUAUGGAAAGGUAUUGUCUUUCCACAAUUAGAGAUAACCAGACCAUGAAAUUCAUCAUUUUGCUUCUAUCUGAUGAAAAAAUUAUGAAUAUAUAUGAAAUAUUGGAUGUGAAAGCAUUGAUAUACUUCUUGUUCACAAUUCAACAAAAUUUGGCUUUGUUUUCAUGUCAAAUUACCAGAAUGGUACCUCCGACUUACAGCAUUCUUAAAGCACCCCUUCCACCUGUGAUUGUACUAUCCGAUGUACGAAUCAACAAAACGAUUCCAAUCGAUCAUGACGAACAGUUGUCGAAACUGAACAAGCUCCGAGUAUCAUUCAGUCAGCGAAAGAAAUUCUGGAUCGACGUCGAAGUGCUUAAUAAGACACAAUACAGACAACGUAACCAACAUCGUCAAUUCCAUCGAUUCAGACGCGCCGAAGAGGCUCGUCGAAUCUUGAAAAGGUUCAAGUCAUUAGCAAUAGACCAGGUAGUCAAUGAUAUCUACAAGGCUUUCUGGAAUGCAAAAACAAUUGAAGCAUGUCAGGGAAAAUGGAAUUUUAUCCCUAGCAAGGAGUUUGCAGAAUAUACAAUGCAUCGUUUAAUUUCUGCCACCCUUCUUUUGGAUAAGCUACAAAUGGUCUUGGUAGAGACCUAUAGAGAUCAUUCAAAGUUGCUCAAAUUGGAGCAUUUUGUGUCUCUAGGGUUGACCUACAUGGCUAUAUGUAGUCGACUUUCAAUAAUGUCAGCUACCUGGGCAAAACAGCUCGAGGAUUGUUAUCUCCUUCUGCAGCGGUGGCACCUUGCAUUUCCUUCAGGAAUAAAGCAAAAAAACCAAGAAGCCUUUUUAUCCCAGAGCAACCAAAUUUGUGGUCCACAUACAAUGCAAGAUGCUCGUUUAGAAUACAUUCGAAAAGAGAGUCAGGAAAGGAGCACCUUUAAAGAGCCUCUCCAUUUUUCCUCCUAUGUGGCUCAUAGCUCGAGACUCCCCCCAAUAGCCAUAUUAAAGAAGGAGUUGGAAGAAGUCGAAAAAAUGGGGAUAGGCAUUAAUGAUGGUGGUGGUGGUGAUAGUGAUGAUGAUGAUAAUGGCAAUGAUGAAUGUGAUUUUGAAGACAUGGGAGAGGUCAUCCAGCGAGAAUAG